AUGAUUGAUCCUGAAUCAACUGCCGAUUUUGUUGUAUGGCAAACUGGUAAUUGGAUUGCAUUGACAAUACCAAAUGUUAGACCAGAUUUAACUGGAACUUAUAAACUACGUGUUGUUACUCCAUCUGGUGAAUAUUUUACAACAGGUGAUCUGUCAGUGAAUGGACAAAAACUACAAAUGAAACCAUAUAUCCCAUCACAAGUAGAAGGACUUAAACCAUUAUUUACCAAAAAACUUCAAGAUUACACCGCUGAAGUGAAUGAAACAGUUAGAUUUAGUGGGCGUUUAGUAGCUGAGCCACCUGCCACAAUUAUUUGGAAACAUAAUGGUAUUCAAAUUGAAAACAACAAAAGAAUUGAAAUCUAUAAUGAUAAUAUUAAUCCAUUACUUAUUAUACAGAAUGUAAAAGAUGAAGAUUAUGGUGAAUAUAUAUGUUCCGCAUCAAAUGUACUUGGUCAAACUGAAACAAAAGCAUUUCUAUAUAUACAAAGUACUUAUAUGAACCCAGUAGUUACGAGCAUGAUACAACUGAACCGUACGAGUCUACUGCUAGACCAACACGGUGUUCAGUUUUGCCGUCAAGAGUAA
Messenger RNA from Schistosoma mattheei, 588 nucleotides. The record is from the annotation of a GenBank genome assembly. Lineage: Eukaryota; Metazoa; Platyhelminthes; Trematoda; Strigeidida; Schistosomatidae.